AUGGCAGAGGCCAAUGCCGUGAAGUCGAUACAGGCCCUACAAGGUGUUCGACUGGCCGGGACCCCGCCUGACUCUCUAUGGAAUCUCAGUAUCCAGCACCCAGAGGAAGAGAGUCCAAAAGGGGUCAUUGCAUCAAUCACACCAUAUUCCAGACCAGAUAUCAAUGAAAAUAGCGCUCCUGCAUCUUACCCUCUCGUUCUACCAGCAUUGACGCACCCCCACAUCCACUUGGACAAGGCUUUCGUCCACGGCGCUCCAGAAUACGCUGAUUUGCUUCCCUCAACGGGCUCCUUCCAGGAAGCAUUAUCAUAUACAAGCCAGGCUAAAGCGAGAUUCACAACACCAGACCUCCUCAGGCGUGGAGGAUGGCUAAUUGCGGAGUCUGUCGCGUCGGGAGUCACGGCCAUGAGAGCGUUCGUCGAGGUCGACAACGCAGUCGAGCUAACUUGUCUGGAAGCCGGUAUCAAGCUCAAGAAAACAUGGAAAGAGUCCUGCUACGUCCAACUAGUAUGCUUCGCUCAGGAUCCUCUAUUCUCUGGCCCUCACGGGGACGAGAACCGACACCUCAUGGAGACUGCUAUUCGGAAAACCGAGGUAGAAGUUAUCGGCGCAACGCCCUACGUCGAAGCGACAACCGCAGAUGCGAAACGGAAUAUCGAAUGGGCAAUUGACAGGGCCAUAGAACUAGGAAAGCAUGUCGACUUCCAUCUCGAUUACAACCUCGAUGCUGGCAAGGAGGCCCUAGUAUGGCAUGUCGUGUCCACGCUGCACGCGAAGGGCUGGACGACCAAAGCACCCGGGAAAAGAAUCAUGCUCGGCCAUUGCACCAGACUGACACUUUUCUCAAACGAAGAAUGGAACCGACUCGCAAGCCAGAUCCGGGAAUAUGGCCUUCCCAUCAGCUUCGUCGGGCUUCCAACUAGCGAUACAUACAUGGCUUCUCCGCCCGCUGCGUCGGAUAAUCCACCGCAGGUCAGACAGCGGGGUACGCUACAUGUACCUGACAUGAUUCGCAAAUAUGGCCUUGAUGCUGUGGUUGGUGUGAAUAAUGUUGGAAACGCAUUCACGCCCUGGGGAGCUCCUGAUCCGCUCUCCCUCGCCUGUCUCGGUGUUGGUAUCUAUCAGAAGGGGACACAGACUGAUGCGGAACUACUAUACGAAUGCGUCUCAAUUCGAGCCCGUGCCGCGAUAGGCCUGGGAGGGCCUUCAUCUGGUUUAUCUUUGCGAGAAGGCCAAGACGCAGACCUGCUCAUCAUAUAUAACGUCGAUGAGACAGGCCUUGGUACCCCAAGGACCAGAAGGACCGUGGCAGAGGUCGUCUGGGAUCCUCCAGGGAGAAUAAGUAGGGAUGUGACCUAUGCUGGUCAACUGGCCAUGAAACCUUUUGCAGCUGAGAGGGUGGCCUCGAGCCCGGGGACAACUGUGGUCCUUGUGUGA
Paecilomyces variotii is the source of this 1437-nucleotide messenger RNA. RefSeq lists its product as hypothetical. Gene Ontology annotation, molecular function: hydrolase activity, acting on carbon-nitrogen (but not peptide) bonds, in cyclic amidines. Bases 1 to 1437 code for a protein of 478 amino acids. The transcript has a single exon. The record is from RefSeq and is a predicted model, not a curated record. NCBI's taxonomy places the organism in Eukaryota, Fungi, Ascomycota, Eurotiomycetes, Eurotiales, Thermoascaceae.